Molecule: messenger RNA, 355 nt
Organism: Carya illinoinensis
Lineage: Eukaryota; Viridiplantae; Streptophyta; Magnoliopsida; Fagales; Juglandaceae
Product: auxin-induced protein 15A-like
Exons: 1
Coding region: 44-355 (103 amino acids)
Biological process (GO): response to auxin
Source: RefSeq, a predicted model, not a curated record
GAUCCUUUUUCAGUUCUUCCUCUUGAGAAAUACAUAUAAAAUCAUGGGUUUCUGUUUACCCAGAAUUAUUCAAGCCAGCAAGCAAAAUCUUCAAAGUACUUCAAGUAGUACUAGUUCAAGCCAAGCAGCGUCGAAGGGCAUAGAUGUUCCAAAAGGCUAUUUCCCAGUGUAUGUUGGGGAGAGCCAAAAGAAAAGGUUUGUGGUUCCAAUAUCUUACUUGAGCCAGCCUUCAUUCCAAGACUUACUAAUUCAAGCUGAGGAAGAAUAUGGAUAUAAUCAUCCUUUGGGUGCUCUCACAAUCCCCUGCAAAGAAGAUAUCUUCCUUGAUCUCACUUCUCGCCUAAGUGGAUCAUGA